Molecule: messenger RNA, 525 nt
Organism: Knipowitschia caucasica
Lineage: Eukaryota; Metazoa; Chordata; Actinopteri; Gobiiformes; Gobiidae
Source: the annotation of a GenBank genome assembly
AUGAGGCCAGUCCUGAGUGCAGGGGACUCGUGUUUUGCCGUCUCUCGGACCAUCUGCGGCAGGUCGCGGUCGGCUGGGCUCGGUACAGUCCCGGGCCCUGAGCUGGGGGCCCCUCCUCUGCCCGGGCCCCUGGCAGAUGGCCCCGCCGACUUUACGGCAUUCCGCUGUAAAAGAGACGGUCCCACAGACGCACCGCGACAUCUGGAGCAGAGAGCAGCCAAGAAGAUGGAGAGGAGAGGGGCAAGGAGGAAGAGGGCGAACCAGGUCUGGACCAGGUCUAAGCCAGUCCUGAGUGCCGGGGACUCGUGUUUUGCCUGUCCUCGGACCAUCUGCGGCAGGUCGCGGUCGGCUGGGCUCGGUACAGUCCCGGGCCCUGAGCUGGGGGCCCCUCCUCUGCCACGGGCCCCUGCAAGAUGGCCCCGCCGACUUACGGCAUUCCGCUGUAAAAGAGACGGUCCCACAGACGCACCCGCGAACAUCUGGAGACAGAGAGCAGCCAAGAAGAUGGAGAGGAGAGGGGCAUAG